Molecule: messenger RNA, 321 nt
Organism: Puccinia graminis f. sp. tritici CRL 75-36-700-3
Lineage: Eukaryota; Fungi; Basidiomycota; Pucciniomycetes; Pucciniales; Pucciniaceae
Exons: 1
Coding region: 1-321 (106 amino acids)
Source: RefSeq, a predicted model, not a curated record
AUGGCUCUCCCUCCAGUAUUCGAAAGAUUUCGAACGGCUCGAGUGACGAGAUUGUUGAAGAGCUCGUCGAUCUACAACCGCUCAACCCUCAAAACUCUCUUCUCCUUGACCGACGAUCAGCGCUCUUCUCUGUUCUCUGCACUAGAAGAUUUCGAGCUUGAUCCCGUCCAACUUAGGCUCUGGGGUAAAAGAUUGCCUCCGAGAGUUAGGAAAGGAUUGCUCAACUUGCGCCAUCAGCCUAAGCUUUGUCUUAAACACCUUUGCAGAAACUCGCUUCCGAUCUCUUCUCUCCUUCCUUCUACUUGCGAUCCCAAUCUUUGA